AUGAAUCAGAUUCCAGGAUCCGUCAUCGCCAUCAUUUUCUUCAUCGCAUUGGUCACGGUGGUGAGCAAUGAAACACUCGUCUCCUCGGUUUCCAAUGUACCGCUCGAUGCAACAUCUGAAGAUUUUGCUACAGUCUCACAUAACAAGAAAGAAGAAAAAGAGCUAAAGUCUCAGUCAUUGUACGAUCUUCCAGAAACGGCCAGAGACAAUUCACUGGGAAUACGAAAAGUUCCUAAAUGUUUGGUCAAUCUGCACAUUCCCAAAGUGGGAGGAAGGACAGUGGGGACCUUUCUCCAACAAGUGACCAAUGUUACUGGAUUUGAACGAUAUCCAUUAUACGGACACAAAGGGGAACAAAAUUGGGAAGAUAUUGUCCAAGCCAAACGAACUCGUCGAAUCCACAAGAAACAUGAUGAUUCUGCUGAUAAUAAUGAUUCCAAGGACAGCACCACCACCACCACCACCAGCAACAACAACAAUGAAUAUUACGACAGUUUCUUUGUGCAAGGUCACUUUACUGCCAGGAUCUUUGAUACUUAUCCAGAGCUGAAGGAAUGCCUCAUCAUGACAGUUCUAAGACAGCCCGUGGAUCGAGCCAUCAGCGCGUUCUUCUUUCACAAUCAUCGACGAUAUGAAAUUGACAAGUGCUUGUCAUCCGAAAAUUACGACCCACUACGGAAUAGUACUGGUGAUGAUGCUGGAGAUGCGAAUCGUCAUCAUCAAGAAGAGGAAGAGCCUCCGGGAAUGGUGAUCCAACGAGGCAAUGCCACUACGAUUCUCAUGUCUUCCACGAUGACGAGUCAAAAGGAUGAUCUAGAGGUUGGAGCUAAAUCUCGACUUGCACUGGCACGCAUGAAUGCCCAGAAAUUGAGAAAUAGCAAUCGUCGAUCUGGUGGGGGCAAUCAACGCUGCAAAUUGUUUUGGCAAUACUCCAAUGACAUGACCUUACGAUUUGCCGGACUUCCCGAGCUGCCGUGGAAAUCCUGGGAAAUGAGUGAAAGGGGUCGCAAAUGGAGAAAGGACAAGAACAUGCAUCAGGCAUUCGAAAAGGCUCGAUUACAAAAUUUGUUUUCUGUCUCGUCGAUUCCUCAGGCAAAUGAAACCCAUCUAGAACGAGCCAAAGCGAAUAUGAAGAAUUACGUCUCGUUGGUUUGCUUCUUGCACGACUUGCCAUCGUGUGCCAAGCGCAUCUUGCAAGCCUUUCAGUUGGAUGUUGGUAACGAUUCCUCCUCUGAAAUCAUAGAUCUCUCCAUCAUGAGUGCAAACAGGACUUUGACGACAAAGUUCAAAACGAAAUCUCGGCCGGACCAAUUGGAAGAAAAGGAACUGCAAAAGUUUCAAGAGGCAAAUCGAUUCGACCAAGCACUCUACGAUUGGGCAUUAGAACAAUACUCAUCACAGUAA
Cylindrotheca closterium is the source of this 1404-nucleotide messenger RNA. Lineage: Eukaryota; Bacillariophyta; Bacillariophyceae; Bacillariales; Bacillariaceae. The record is from the annotation of a GenBank genome assembly.